UUCUGCAAGGUGUGUCGACGGCGAUCAAACUUUACCAGCCUGGUGCGCGUGAGAACCAGUUGAGUAGACCUCCGCCGUUCUGCCAGUGUUAUCAUGUUGAUGAGAAUCAAUUCUUCACUGAUCUCGUCAUUUACUCUCUCUGCCAGAUUCUCAAGCGGAGGAACGCUCGAAUCAUAUCGUCAGUGAGAAUAGCGGCCGGUUUCAAAGCCAGGCUAGAGUAGGCCUCAUCGCACCAUUGCAAGUGACGCAGUGCGGACCAUCUGACCUCAUAUGUGACGCUGAACCACAUCAAAAAUGUGCGUUGGCUUCUACACACUCGAGCACCCGGAAUAUGCCCUCGUACUUUGUAGCAACCGUGACGAAUACCUUCAGCGACCCACGGAUCUGGCCUGCUUUCAUUCUUUCGAGAAGCUAGAGGGGCAUAGCCUUUCAGAGGGAAAUGUUCUCUCUGGCGUUGACGUUCGUGCCGGUGGAACCUGGUUAGGUGUCAGUCGGACCGGAAAGGUGGCCUUUUUAACAAACAUAACAGAAGAGUAUAGGACGUAUGGUUCUUCCAGGGGUGACCUCGUUGCCUCUUUUCUUUCAUCUACUUCCUUGGAAGAGGACGUACACAGUCUUAUCCCUUCCGAUGCCAAAUAUGCAGGCUUUAAUUUAUUGCUCCUGGCACCAUCCGCUCGUGGCGAACACGACUUGUCAUUCGAUGGAACGUAUGUCACAAACCAUGGUGGAGGAGGGACGAUCGUCGUUCGGCCAUUGAGUGACGCCGAGAGAAGAUGCGGGGGGAUGUCCAACGGGAUUGAUGGCAAAGGCGCUGAAACAUGGCCAAAAAUCCAACACGGCCUUCAUUCAUUUAAAGCGAUCAUGAACGCGGUCUUGCCGAGUACACCGGAGAAGGAACUAGCCGAUAAUCUCUUUGAGCUCUUGACUUGGAAGUCUUCGCAGAUGCCAAGAGCACGCUCAGAGCUGAGGAACACGAUCCAAGUAGGACCAAUUCAACUGCAAGAGGCACAAGAAUUCUAUGGAACGCGCCUUUCGACGGUGAUACUAGUGAAAAGGAACGGGGAAGUAUUGUUCAUAGAGAGAGAUAUUUGGAAGUUUGUUGAUUCGAAGCCCGUACUGUCAGAUCCCUCAUCACAGCGUCAAUUCCGUUUCAAAUUGCAGCAGUUGGAUUAGUGAGUCUAUGUAGUUCGCCGCCCUUCGUAUGGAUGAUGGUACAGGGCAUGUAAUGUACAAAUGCUGUAGUUUUGCUACUCUAAGGCACAAGAG
This is a messenger RNA of Suillus paluster, 1266 nucleotides long. RefSeq names its product NRDE protein-domain-containing protein. Lineage: Eukaryota; Fungi; Basidiomycota; Agaricomycetes; Boletales; Suillaceae. The transcript has 6 exons. Gene Ontology annotation, biological process: Golgi organization; protein secretion. Bases 295 to 1173 code for a protein of 292 amino acids. Gene Ontology annotation, cellular component: Golgi apparatus. The record is from RefSeq and is a predicted model, not a curated record.